Molecule: messenger RNA, 4029 nt
Organism: Diplodia corticola
Lineage: Eukaryota; Fungi; Ascomycota; Dothideomycetes; Botryosphaeriales; Botryosphaeriaceae
Product: putative ph domain-containing protein
Exons: 2
Coding region: 1-4029 (1342 amino acids)
Biological process (GO): phospholipid transport
Cellular component (GO): ERMES complex; endoplasmic reticulum
Molecular function (GO): lipid binding
Source: RefSeq, a predicted model, not a curated record
AUGGCCACCUUCGCCGCCUUCCUGCUGGUCUACGUGAUCGGCGGCCUGACCUUCGUGCCCAUAUGCCUCGCCGCCGCCGUCUACCUCGCCCUGCUCGCCUGUCCGCCGCAUGACGCCCAUGCCGACGACCGCCUCCGCGACGCCCACCCCGACAACUGCCCCCCCGAGCUCAAGGCCCGCCUGGCCGAGCCCGACGUCGCCGCCGGCUACUUUGCCGUCUGCCGCGAGUAUGUCCCCGGCGGCGUCAACGGCAAGCCGCCCGAGCGCACCACCCCCGCCGGCGCCGUCGUCGGCGUCGAGAGCCCCAGCGUCUACCAGAGCAUGUACCGCACCAUCUUCGAGCGCAACCGCGCCCAGGGCCCGAGCAUGGAGGGCGCCAAGAACGGCAAGGCCCAGAAGAAGGCUCGCAACGUCUUCUUCGUCGUCCUCAGGCACGGUCAUCUGAUCCUCUUCGACGACGCCGAGCAGGUCGAGGUGCGCUACGUCAUCUCGCUGGCCCACCGCAUCCUCGACGUCUACGCCGGCGGCGAAGCCAUUCCCGAGGGCGAGCUCUGGAUCAAGCGCAACUGCAUCCGCCUGCGCCGCACCCCCGACGCCGCCGACUCCGAGACCGAGUCCCGCCCCUUCUACCUGUUUUCCGAGAACAGCUCCGAGAAGGAGGACUUCUACUUCGCCCUGCUGCGCAACCAGGAGCGCCAGACCGGCAUGCCCACCUCCCCGCCGCUCCACCCCGACCAGCCACACGUCGUGAAGCUAGUGCAGCAGCUGCAUGCUUCCGAGGAAAACCUGCAGACGCGCUGGAUCAAUGCUCUGGCCGGCAGGGUCUUCCUUGCCCUGUACAAGACGCCCAACGUUGAGGACUUCAUCCGCACCAAGAUUACCAAGAAGAUCUCCCGCGUGGCCAAGCCCGCCUUCAUCCAGAGUAUAACCAUCCAGCGGAUCGCCAUGGGCGACAGUGCCCCCAUGGUCACGAAUCCCAAGCUGCGCGAACUGACUCUCGAUGGAGACCUGACUGUAGAGGCUGACAUCAAGUACAACGGCAACUUCCGCCUCGAAAUCGCCGCCGUGGCCCGCAUUGAUCUCGGUUCACGCUUCAAAGCUCGUUACGUCAAUAUGGUCCUUGCUGGUAUCCUCAAAAGGCUGGAAGGGCACGUCCUAGUCCGCGUGAAGCCUCCGCCAAGCAAUCGUCUUUGGAUCACAUUUGAAUACCCACCAAAGAUGGAAAUGACGAUUGAGCCCAUCGUGAGCUCGCGCCAGAUCACAUAUGGUAUGAUUUUGAGAGCCAUUGAGAAUCGCAUCCGCGAAGUCGUGGUUGAGACGCUUGUUCUGCCUAAUUGGGACGAUAUGCCUUUCUUCGAUACCAUCACUCAGCCUUUGAGGGGCGGCAUCUGGGAAGAUGCCACCAAAGCCCCCGUCCCCUUUGAUGCCGCACGUGAACCUCCCAUGGACGAUGCCUCAAUCGACGACGGUUCGACGUUGCACGAAGAGCCGACUGUUUCGCCCUUUGUACGCAAGGAUGAGAAAACAAUGAGUAUGCCAAACCUGGGCGACUCGGACGUGUCGAGCCUCAAGUCACGGAAGACUGCAAAAUCAGUGAUGUUAGGUAGUGCCGCCAGCGACGCCGCCUCCGCAAGUGGCGUGGAAGUUCGUGCGUCGGCCAGUAUGCCCAGGUCGAUGCGCUCGGGCUCGUUUGCGAGCAUUGCUCGGCCGGUGGUGGCGCAGGAUACAGCAGUCGUCGAAGCGCAGAAGAGUCCUCAGAAGCACCAGCACGAUGCCAUUGCAGCAAUCAAGGAUAUUUCGUCGCGCUCGCUGCCAACCUCUCCCGUCGAAUCUCCCGUGGGUUCACCCGCAGUGCCUGCCGGGCCCCUGACUGAAGCGUCAAUUCGCGGAGGUUUGAAGCAAACCUCGGGGCACAAGACCUCUGACAGUGGAGGAGACGCAGACCACACGUCCGGGCAGAAGGCUCCUGACGAUGGCCGAGAAGUGAAGCCCUCGAUAGCACAUAGGGAGGGAGAGAGUAGCCAAGAGCCGCGGCAACGCGGCCCGUCCUUUGGCAACACCGAAGAAGAUGCGGCCAGCUAUACUGACCUUUUCGGGGAAUUUGUCCAUUCGCACACCGAGCCCAUCUUGCGCCCUGAACCAGCCGCCUUCUCCGCCAAUUCCGAACAGAGCUCACUUUACUCGCAAGCCACAGACUCCACGGCUCAGUCCGAGCUGAGCGCCAAAGGUUCGCUCUCAUCGCGCAAGACGUCACUAUCGGAAAAGCGGCAGAUGCUUAACAUGUCGCUCAACUCGGCCACAACGGCAGCGAAGAAAUGGUUCGCUUCGCGCCAGCAAUCGAACACACCUCACUCUGCGUCUACACCCUCCCAUCCCUCACCUUCUCUGCCCGCAUCAUCUGCAUCAGUCUCCGCUACCGGCACGCCAGCGCGCUCCUCUAGCCCUACUCGUGAUCAACCACACCAGCCAUCUCUGUGGAGUCAAAGUUUGCAUUCGGACACCAAACCUCACCAGCCGCAGGAACACCUCCAGCAAGACCGUGUCCCGAGCACCCCUCUUUCUUCGGUCUCUUCAGCCAAGGCCACGACGCCGUCUUCCGUGUCUCCACCGAAGAAUCCGCACCCCGACAACAACAACAACCGCCAUCCGCCAUCGAGAAGCAGUUCCAUCAGCGUUCCCAUGGGCCGUGGUCAGCCGCUCCCGCCUCCUGGAAUGCCUCUCCCCCCGCCCGCGAAGCCGGAGAACAAGUGGGUGCAGGGUAGCGCGCAGCUGCUGGGGUUGGCUAAAAGGAAGCCCGUGCCUCCGGUUUCGCCUGGAGCGGCGGCUUCGUCUUCGUCGUUCGUUGCGGCGCCUCAAGGUAACGGUAGUACGAACGGAAAUGGAGGCGGCGACGGUGGUCAUGGCUUCGAUGGUGCGGGCCUGGUCGAAACAGACAUCCGGGUCCCGGCUGCGACGGCGGCGCCGGUGGGCAUGCAUGUGGGCAAGGAAGGCGGUGGUGGCGGAGUCGGCGGAGGGGCAGAUCCUGCGCACCCACCGCCGUUCGGUCACGCCCGGACGACGUCGUCAUCGUCUUCAUUAUAUGGAGGCGGCGGCGGCGGGAACACACCAACGCCGACGGCCACCCCGCUCCCUGCCGCCGUCAACGGGUCGAGGGAGAAGGAGAGGGGAGCGGGCAGUCACGCCCAUCCAUCGUCCUCACCGCAACAGCAGCGGAAACAGUCCAGUUCUUCGGCGACGUCGCACCAUUCCGUCUCCGCCGCCUCGGACCCGUCAUCCACACCCCCUCCGCCGCUGCCGCCGAGGAGAAAGGCCAGUGCGACAGCAUCUCCUGGCCGUGGCGGCAGGGCAAACAACGCCGCCGGCAGCAGGCGGAGAACCAGAAAUCAUCUCCAUCAGCACGACGGCGUGGGCGAGGAACACCCGCAGCUCCUCGUCGUCGCUGCACCGCUGGUCGAGAGCGACGCGUCGUCGGCGCCGGUGACGCCGGAGGCGACAAAGCACGAGUUUGGCGGGGAGUUGCCGAAAGGGAAAGGAGUAGUAGUGACUGAGGAGAGGGGAAAGGGCAGCGAUGGCGGUGUCCGUGACGAGGAGAAGGGUGAGCGAGAAGGAGGAGAAGGAGAAGGAGGAGAGGAUGCGGCGGAUGAGGACGAUGAGAACGGGUUGGAAGGGUCGGUGUUUGACCUGGAGCUGGACGACGCCGGUGCCGGCGUGCGUGCCGUCCAGUCUGCGGCCCCGUCGUCACACUUGCCGGCGCCUUUCGUGCCGUCUGAGUCGGCGGCGUCGAAAACGGAGACACCCGCUUCGGAUCCUUCGCGCUUACCGUCUCAACCGUCGUCUCCCCCAGACUCCACGGCGGCGUCGGCGGCCGCUGACACGAAAACGUCGCCGGGGAAGGUGAACGCAAAGGAAAGGGCGGAGACGGAGGCGAAGGAUAGGGAUAAGGGUAACAGGGGGAAGACGAAGGGUAAGGGCUGGUUCACGUCGCCGAGUGCCACGGGGGUCGACCAUUUGCCGGAGCAUAGGCGGUGA